CCGUUCCUCUCUCUCCGCCUUCGAUUUUUGAAAUCGAUCGUUCCGAUCCCGACAGAUCACAAUCUCCUCCGCGAUUCUUCCAGAUCGGUCUCCAUGGACACCGUAGAGACUGACAACGAUCGCCGUUUCAGCCGUCUCAGCCUCAUCGAUUUCGCUUCAGAGGACGAUUUCCUCCUCUCGUCUCCUUCCUGCGACCUCCACGACGUCAAUUCUUUAGUCAUUACAAAGGAGGAUGAGGAACAGAACAACCUUAGACAAUUAGAGACCGUGGAUUCUAGCAGAAUAGAGGGGAAUACAGAUUCCUUGGAACAGAAAGAGGAUGAACCUCAAUUACUCCCAUCUUUGGACCCGGAAAGGACCAGAAAAAAUGGGAAAUAUAACUUGCGUAAGAGUUUAGCCUGGGACAGCGCUUUCUUUACCAGUGCAGGGUUUUUGGAUCCUGAGGAGUUAACUAGCAUGAUUGGACAAGUCGGUAAGAAUGAAAAACAUGUAUUACCUAUAAUUUUAGAAGACGUUCAGAAAUCUUCAGAUUCAAUUUCUACGUUGGAAAGUGAAAUUAUGCCAUUGGAAAGCAUUGAGGGCAAUUUAUUCGAAGAUGUAAGGGCUUCAAUUCAGAAGUCUAGUAGAAGUAUUGGGAAGGCUAACUCAAGGAGUAAAGCUGAAUCCGGGCGACAGGAAACCCGCAAACCUCCAUCUGCAGGAAGGCUUGAUCUUACUUCACAAACCAAGGCAAGUCAAAGAAUCUCCUUUUUGAUAAAGGACAGAUCUACAUCGAGUAAGCAAACUGAUGGGUUGCAAGGACCUGGGAGAACUAUAAAGGAAAAUUCCUCUCAACCACGCAGUAGACAGCAAUUGAAUGCAGUGAGCAAGCUUCCACCGAACUCAGCGUUGACAAAGAGGCCUUCCCUUGGCCUCAGUCGUCCUGCCAUUGUAAAUAAUAGUACUUCAAGUGGUGCAGGACCUGCAGAUAGGCGUGAUUCAGUUGCUCUUAAAAAUACUACACAGAAGCUUACCCGAAUUUCAACUGCAGCUAAGAGAGAGCAAAGGACUUCCUCGGAAGGUUCUGUUAGUUCAUCUGACAAGGUUGUUAAAUCUUCCUCCAAAGAUGUGAAGAAAAAAACAGAUUGUAAGGCUUCACCAUCCGCUGGUUGUAUUAAAAAAACACCAUCGCGAGUCGCAUCAAGGGUCAACGAGACUCCAACUGGGAAUUCUUGUGUUGCUUCUUACUUGAUAUCCCAAACUAAGCAUUCUUCAGGAAUAUCACCUGCUAGCUCCAUUAGUGAGUGGUCGACUGAGUCAUCAUCAAAUUCCACUCUUGAACAACGAUCUAAUAGCUCAAGAGCCAGCCUUCACUCAAUUUCGAGCAAAAGGAUCUCUAUAGACAGUGAUACAUCUCAUGAGGGAAGAAACCAUUCUGUUGGACCCCAUACUCAAACCACUGGUUUGCUGUCUCAAUCAGUAAAGAAAACUUCUUCACAAUCUUCUGUACUUCCUCCUGCUUCAAUGAAGCCUUCAGGCCUUCGAUUGCCAUCACCUAAAAUCGGAUUCUUUGAUGGGGGGAAAACAUCUAGCAUGAAAUCUAAUCUGGCUGUACCUGGUGGCGUGACUAAGAGUGGAGCUGGAAAUGUCAGCACAAGUGGAGGCCAAAAUAAGACAAAGCCUUCAAAGCUUCAACCUGUCAGACUGUUGCCCAAGAACACUACCCGUGCUAAUAUCCCACCUAGUACGAAUUCUAAGUCCAAUAAACCUAGUGCAACUAAGAUGUCCAAAACGAAUGGAGACCGAAAAAUCAAGGAGGCUGAUCGUGAAGGAUCAAAUACCGAUUUGCAUGAUUCAGAUGUAUGUGCAGAAAGUAAUAGGAAUUCUGGUGCUUUGAGGAAAACUGAAGUUGGCUGUGACGUAAAUGAAACGACAACGGCUGGCACUGAUGUAGAACCUAAUAGGUCACCAAACGUUCAGAUCUAAUGUUGAUGGUAUGCUUCCAUCUACGAGAAGUAACUGUUGGAUGUGGUGAGAGAAUUUGUUCAAGAGGGUUCAAUGUAAUACCAAGUGGAAAGAAUUCAUUAUUAUGCGAAUCCAACUUUAUGCUUGCAGAAGGUAAGUUGGAAUCACAAAUUUGGCUGGGUUCCAAUUCUCGAAAAUAGCUCAUGACCGUUCAUAAGGAUAUCUGAUAAUGUGCAAAGGAAACCUCCCACUUUCUUGUCAAAAGUUCCACUGUUUCUUCUCACUGCUCAUCUAACAUAGCCAAUCACUAUUGACAGCAGAUCUACCAUCUCUAAUUGAGGAUUCCUGUCUCGGUUGCGGCCACAGACGAGCAUCACGAAUGACCCAUCUUGCCAUCUCACCAGACCAUUCUGAAAACUCUAAUGUGGUGGCUUGUUCAGGUGUCUGGUCUGGUCCAGUGUUGUACGAUGAUGUCCCAAAUCUUGAAUUUCUGGAGGAACAUGAAAGUCUGUUGUGCUGCAGCUUAGGAUCUGAACCCAAUUUUAUAGGGAUGCAUUGCUAACCAAAUGUUUGGUAUCGUCAUGUUCAUGAAGCUCAUGAGCUUUUUGGAACAGAAGACUUUUGAGAGAUCAAAGAGGUAUUUCAAGACUGUUAAAUUCGUGCCAAAGUGGUUGGCAUGUUCUUUUUUUCUUCUUUUUUGGGUUCAUGAUUAGCUAGUAUAGAUGGUUCCUUUUUUUUUUGGCCAUGUUGCUGAACCUAACUUUUCUCGUUUUCACAGAAAGGGGUAAUUGAAGGUAACCGUUUUAUUGUA
This is a messenger RNA of Momordica charantia (bitter melon), 2755 nucleotides long. RefSeq lists its product as uncharacterized. The record is from RefSeq and is a predicted model, not a curated record. Gene Ontology annotation, molecular function: microtubule binding. Lineage: Eukaryota; Viridiplantae; Streptophyta; Magnoliopsida; Cucurbitales; Cucurbitaceae.